Molecule: messenger RNA, 1113 nt
Organism: Fusarium redolens
Lineage: Eukaryota; Fungi; Ascomycota; Sordariomycetes; Hypocreales; Nectriaceae
Exons: 2
Coding region: 1-1113 (370 amino acids)
Source: RefSeq, a predicted model, not a curated record
AUGAAGUAUCACGGUCUAUUGCUUGGUGUUUCCGCCGGAGCAAACGCUCUAGCCAUCGCUGAAGCGACAAAACGACGAGAUGCGGGCUACAUGUAUCAGCCUGAUCCUACCCCCAUUGUGGGGAUUUCUGAUCUGAGACAUUUGGCGCUGGGGAAACGACAGGAGACUACGAGUGCGGAAACGACGUAUACUCUUGUUGUCAGUCCUGAUUCAACUUGUGGUUUUUUGUCUGGCUCGCCUGGAAAUGCGAUUACUUGCGCCAAUGGAGACAAGUGUAGUUGGGAGUUGCGAUAUGCUACUGCGAUCUUUUGCGGUUCUCAGGCGUACAAUCGGUGCUAUGAGAGGGAUGAUGCUCUUGAUACGAAACUCUGCGAUGAUGUUUGUCAGAGCAACGCUUAUAACCUCCUUUGCACCAAUACUGCUUCGCCUUAUUGCGGGACAUAUGCCUAUCCUUCUGGUGUUGUUGGCUUCAGAUGCGCAACGGCAACAGUGACGAGAGACCAGGAUGUUGAGUUCACAUAUACCAGCCAAAAGGGCCGCACAUUCUCUACGACAUUGGUUUCUGAUGAGACUUCAUCAACUAUUGCCUCAAGCUCAGAGUCUGGAUCAUCGACAACGGAAGCUUCAUCAACGACUACAGAGCCUGAGCCCUCUGAAACCGAAUCAAGCGGCGGCGGAAGCUCUACACCCGUCGGUGCCAUUGUCGGCGGUUCAAUCGGUGGUUUCGUCGCCCUGUCACUUGUAGUUCUCGGCGCAUUCUGGCUUUGGCGAAGAAAUAAGAACAAGAACGCCGCCCAACCAUCACCUCAACAACCCCCCGCGACAGCAGCGUCCUCUAUGCCUCCUCCAGGCCCUUAUGGUGAUACUGUACCCCCCAUGGCGCAGCAUUACCCUAAAUCAGAUGUCACGUCGCCUACGCAGUCUGAGUGGAGGGAGUCUAUGAUUACCGCGCAGACUGCUACUACACCUGUGCAGAAUCAAGCUUGGGGGCAGUAUCCUCAGGGGUCUCCGUAUCCUCAGGCGCAGCAGCCGCAGGAACUACAUCCGCAGGGAAAUCAGGGGCUGCAGGAUGGGCAGGUUCAUGAGAUGCCAUCUGAUAAUAACUUCCGUUGA